AUGAAAAAGAGAGCUGCCGAAGAUUCACGUGGCGCACAAAAGCGAGAUCGACCCUCGAAUGCCAUUCCCCUAGGCUCCGAUUACCUACAGAUGGCGACAAAUGAGACGCGUUCAAAGCGAACUUCAAACGCGUCGGCUAUCAGUACCGGACUGAUCCAUGACACGGUCCACUAUCUACAGACGGUCACAACCCUUAUCACUAAACCAAAUAUAGUUUCAACGGGGGUUUGGGCAGCAUUGCAAUUGGCGACGCAGCUGCUACAGCAUACAAACGAAGAGAUUGUGGCAGCGGUCGCCGCAGACCCCAAUGCUGUGAUACAUGGCAUUCCCGCGCAGGUGCAGCAGGAAACAAAGUGUAAGAGGUGCGCUGCUGAGGAUGAUGAACAUUUAUACGAUUGA
Penicillium odoratum is the source of this 399-nucleotide messenger RNA. RefSeq lists its product as uncharacterized. The transcript has a single exon. The record is from RefSeq and is a predicted model, not a curated record. Bases 1 to 399 code for a protein of 132 amino acids. Lineage: Eukaryota; Fungi; Ascomycota; Eurotiomycetes; Eurotiales; Aspergillaceae.